This is a messenger RNA of Sciurus carolinensis (gray squirrel), 1295 nucleotides long. Its product is annotated as aflatoxin B1 aldehyde reductase member 4-like. Bases 63 to 1058 code for a protein of 331 amino acids. Lineage: Eukaryota; Metazoa; Chordata; Mammalia; Rodentia; Sciuridae. The transcript is spliced from 7 exons. The record is from RefSeq and is a predicted model, not a curated record.
UAGUGUAGUUGACUGCCGCGGGCCGCUGCCUUCAGUCUGGGUUUCCCUCCGCUAUCGCAGUCAUGUCCCGACCGCUGUCACAGGCCCGGCCCGCCACGGUGCUAGGCGCCAUGGAGAUGGGGCGCCGCAUGGACGUGUCCACCAGCGCGGAGACUGUGCGAGCCUUCCUGGAGCGCGGGCACACGGAGAUAGACACUGCCUUCGUGUACGCUGACGGCCAGUCCGAGAGCGUCCUAGGCGGCUUGGGGCUCGGGCUGGGCGGCAGCGACUGCAGAGCGAAAAUUGCCACCAAGGCCGUUUCAUGGGGUGAGAUGACACUGAAGCCUGACGGUCUCCGGUCCCAGCUGGAGACAUCACUGAAGCGGCUGCAAUGUCCCCGAGUGGACCUCUUCUACCUGCACGUGCCGGACCACGGCACCCCCGUGGAGGAGACGCUGCGUGCCUGCCACCAGCUGCACCAGGAGGGCAAGUUCGUGGAGCUGGGCCUCUCCAACUAUGCCGCCUGGGAGGUGGCUGAGAUCUGUACCCUGUGCAGGAGCAACGGCUGGAUCCUGCCGACCGUGUACCAGGGCAUGUACAACGCCACCACCCGGCAGGUGGAGACCGAGCUCUUCCCCUGCCUCAGGCACUUUGGAUUGAGAUUCUAUGCCUACAACCCUUUGGCUGGGGGCCUGCUGACCGGCAAGUACAAGUACGAGGACAAGGACGGGAAACAGCCGCUGGGCCGCUUCUUUGGGACUCAGUGGGCUGAGACCUACCGGAAUCGCUUCUGGAAGAAGGACCACUUCAAGGCCGUUGCCCUGGUGGAGAAGGCCCUGCAGGCCACCUAUGGCACCAGCGCCCCCAGCAUGACCUCGGCCGCCCUGCGGUGGAUGUACCACCACUCGCAGCUGCAGGGCGCCCAGGGAGACGCAGUCAUCCUGGGCAUGUCCAGCCUGGAGCAGCUGGAGCAGAACCUGGCCGCCACUGAGGAGGGGCCCCUGGAGCCGGCUGUUGUGGACGCCUUCGAUCAAGCCUGGCACCUGGUUGCUCACGAGUGUCCCAACUACUUCCGCUAGGCCUGACCCUGACCUGGUGUGGAGCACCGCCUGUCCUCUGGCCCUGCUACCUGGCCGGUUUUAGCUCCAGUCCAUUCAGCCCUCUCUCCCUCCUCACCACAGUUCGUGAGUCAUUUUUUUUCCUGUUUUCUUGCAAUAUUCCCAGGUGCCUUCCCAGUGAGGGCCCCCUGAGCUCGGCCCCAGCAUCUCCUGAAUAAAGCUGGCACUGGCCUGGCUGGAGCCCAGGCGUGAGGUGAA